AUGAAAGACGACUCCCUCACCAAUCGCCCGUCCUUGUUGGACUUGCGAUCCCACUCCGCCAACUCUGCUGUCUCUUCUUCUUCUCGGCCUCUUCGAUCACCACGGCUUCAUGUUGCUGGAGAAGCACCCCCCGAGCUUUCUCCCCUGGAUGCCUUUGCUCUGCAAAGCCGACUGCUAGCUCGACAGCUACAAGAGACGACCAACAAAGAUGGAAAUCGCGUCAGCCGACUACCACCUCUCACGGCGGAGAGCCCUCUAAUCAUCCAAGGUCGAUCAGAGUACUUUCGAUCCAUGUCCCAGGACUCGGGAUCCGAACGCGAUGAAUCUCCCGCCCCUCCACUUACCCCUGGCUUUGGCGGUUUGGGGCUACGCACCGAGAUGGAGGACGCCUUCUCAGACGAGGUCCAGCGGCCGAGGUCCAUGCACCCACGGAUGAGUCGAAUCCCGCCCACCCCCGAUGAAGGCGUGCCUCCUCUGCCGGAGGACAUGCCAGACGUACCAGACAUACCGGAGUAUGCUCGGGGUCGGCAGCUGGGACAUCAAAACGACAAUACCAACUUCUUCGGGGCCCGCCAGGACCGUUCUCCAUCACCACUCCAGAGUGAUACCCUCUCUCAACUGGACCGCCAAUCAACAAAAUCCCCCACUCCGUCUCAUCCUCAAUUAAACUCCUUUCCUUCUCUGUCAAACAUGUCCCCUCGAAGGACCAAACAGAGCUCCUUUGACGAGGUUGGAUUGGCGCCACCCAGAAGCCUCCUCCCUGGACGAUCGCCGAGCGCCUUGUCCUCCCCUGUACCCCCAGAUGAGGAAACAUUCGGCAACAUGUCUAGCUCCGUUCAGUCUCUUCCUUCCAGAAAACUCUCUUCUGGCAGCGCAGCCCUCCCACCUCACAUGGCGUCCUCUGUCCUACCCCCCUUUCAACGAUCCCCAUCCGUUGCCUCUGAAUCCUCCGCUCUCCCUCGACCCGCCUUCAACUUUUCUCGGCCCAUGAGUAGAGCUGGAACGCCAAACCUGGACCAUCCCAUUCGACAGGCUUCAUCAGACAGCCAGCCGUCUUUUAUCCUGGCCGAUGAGUCGGCUCAUACUCCCAUAAGUAUGCACAGCGAAGCUUUCGCAGAGCAGCCAUCAGACGACAAGGCCGGCGGGUCAUAUACCUAUUCCAAAUUUGUUCUGCCUCGAGGAAAGUCAAUUCAGCGUUCAGAAUCGUCCGACCUCCCACCCCAAGCGGGUGCACCCCCCUCCCCCCCUACUCGACCUUCUAGCUCAUCAGCUCGCGCUAUCCCUGACGAUGCCGCCAGUAUUUCCAGCGCAAUGUCAAGGCAGCGGAGUGAUGCGGGCAAACUCAGCAUGGAGAGUUCUCAGUUUGCACCUUAUGGACGCGCCUCACCGAACCCCAGCAGACCUUCAACUGAAUCCAGGCGGCAUGCAGAAGACAGCUCCAGGGGUAGAUCACGAACGUUGCAUACCGGAGAGGCGCCUCGAGGCAGAACACCAGCCUCAGUCGCUGCUGAAAUGACAGCUGAAGAACACCUUGCCAAGGGAAUAGAAUGCCACGAGAACGGCUCGCUGAACGAGUCGACCUAUCACCUCCGGCACGCCGCCCGACUAAACCACCCAACAGCCAUGCUUCUGUAUGCUCUUGCCUGUCGCCAUGGCUGGGGUAUGAAGCCCAAUCAGAAAGAAGGAGUGCAGUGGCUACGAAAAGCAGCCGACAUGGCAAGUGGUGAAGUUGCAGAGGAUGAAGGGAAUGCCAAGGAAGGGAAGCGCAUUAAUAUUGCCGAAAACAAGACCCACAAGGCCCAGUUUGCUCUGAGCAUUUAUGAACUGGGCGUUAGCCAUAUGAAUGGAUGGGGUAUCGAGCAAGACAAAGCCCUUGCGCUGCGCUGCUUUGAAAUCGCUGGCACAUGGGGCGAUGUUGAUGCUCUAGCGGAAGCUGGUUUCUGCUACGCGCAAGGGAUUGGCUGCAAGAAGAAUCUGAAAAAGAGUGCCAAGUUCUACCGUAUGGCUGAAGCCAAAGGCAUGAGCAUGGUGGGCAACAGCUGGAUUCACAAGUCAAAAUACAUGGAUGACGAGGAUGCUCCUCCUAAACCCUCGGCAGAGGACAAAAAGUCUCGAGCCCGCAGCAAAUCCCGCUCCCGCGCAAUGUUUGGCAAGAAGUGA
Molecule: messenger RNA, 2160 nt
Organism: Trichoderma breve
Lineage: Eukaryota; Fungi; Ascomycota; Sordariomycetes; Hypocreales; Hypocreaceae
Exons: 4
Coding region: 1-2160 (719 amino acids)
Molecular function (GO): protein binding
Source: RefSeq, a predicted model, not a curated record